CAAAUCAGUGUAGCAGCAGCAGAGACCACAGGACCCGCACCCGAAUAAUGACCAAUCAAAAUGGGCGGUCCGAUAAACCCAGUUUGUACCAGUUUGUCAACAACAGUUCUCACUUGACUACAUAGCCAUUGGUUAUAAAACAAGCUCAUGUCACUGUGUUAAAUCACUGUCGUUCAGAGCUGACUGACUAGCUGCGCACUUUGCAGUGUUGUAAUACACCUGUUCUACUCCCGGAAGUGGUGACGAGAUUUUUCCACGCGCAAGCGUUGACGCCAGGUAUGUCUCGCAGUUCGGGAAUCAUUCCAGAUGAAUCCAUGUUUAAUGAGUUCAAAAGACAAUGCUUGUCUACCGAGAAUUGGCUCAACAAGUAUGAUAAGAAUGACAUGGAGGUCUGGGUCGAAGUGGCCCCUUUAUCUACGACUACAAGCAACAAAGGAAACUUAGCAAAAGUGCACAAAAUCAAGUGUAGAAUGAACAUAAAGGAUGUAUCGGCUGCCACCAUGUAUGACGUGCUUCAUGACAGUCAGUACCGGAAGUCUUGGGACCCUACGAUGCUUGAGAGUUUUGACAUCGCUCGCCUGGCUCCCAAUGCUGAUGUGGGCUACUAUUCAUGGAUUUGUCCGAAACCCUUGAAGAACAGAGAUGUUGUGACUCUGCGCUCAUGGCAGGCGUCUGAAAAUGAGUAUGUGAUCAUUAACUUCUCAGUGAAACAUCCGAAAUAUCCCCCACGAAAAGAUCUGGUAAGGGCCGUUUCCCUUCUGACGGGUUACUUGAUCAAACCAACGGGGCCCAAGAGCUGCACUUUCACAUACCUCUCACAAGCUGAUCCCAGAGGGUCUCUUCCCAAGUGGGUUGUCAACAAAGCAUCUCAGGUCCUGGCUCCAAAAGUCUUAAGAAGCGUUCAUAAAGCCGGUCAGAGCUACCCCGCAUGGAAAGCAGCAAAUUCUCCCGAUCAUAAGCCGUGGCUGUACCCCAUACAGAGUGAACUGUCCAUGAUGGAUCCAGCAGAGCUGUCCAUUCAGCGUGGAGACUCGCUCGAGAACGUGGAUGAGAGCUCGUCCAGGGAUGUUCAAGAGAACGAGGACAGCAGCUAAAACGGCCCAAAGAAAAGGCGACAUCUAAACAGAUAGUCUUUAACUCUGGUCCAUGUCACAGGGUCAGUCUCUUAACUCUCACCCCACUAUUGAUUUCAGCAUUCCUCCCUCCCGCUCACGGAGUAAGAGUUUACAAUCACUGUGCUAAACUUUCCUUUAUUGAUGUCUGGGUUUCUUAAGGGCAUCACAUGUGACAUAAUGGUGCUUACUUGAACAAGGGAAAAUACUAUGCAGUUCUGCUUCUUAACUUCAUUUCGCCUUUUGAAGGUGGUUCAUUGUCUUAAAUGACUUUUUUGUUUGUUUGUUUCUGUAAUUUAUUACUAAUUAUUGGUUUAGAUGAAGCUACACCUAAAUUGUGUUAUUGACAUGCAGGUGAAUAUUGUUUGUUUGUUUCUUUAUUAAUAUAGUCAAACAUGUUUAAUCCUUAUUUUAAAUCUCCAUGGUAGGGGAAAGGUUCCUUGCAGUGUCAUCCUUUUUAUGUUUGUGUAUUUGUGUCUGUGCCUUUUCAAAGAGCUGUGUCUGUAUUGGCAUGUGUUUAAAUGAUUGACACCAAGCAACCAUGGGAGAAAACCUGUGUGUAAUGGCUUUGUAAUAUGACCAAAUCAGUCCAAGACACAAUGUGGAAUUACCUCAAGAUUUAUUACUUGAAGUGGUAUUAGUUCAUUUGCCUGUAACAGGCAAAGGUAAACAGAGAAAUGCAAUGAUAGAGCUGUUCUGUACUUCUCAAAUAUCUAUGUAUUUGGCCCUUGAACAUGAAAGAAAAUGGCAUGUUAACAACAGACAUUUGCACUAUAGGUUGCAAAGAUACCCAGAUUUAUGACAUGAUAUUUUUCUUUCUGAGGAUGGAUGGAUGGAUGAAUAUGUAAAUUUGUGUUUAAGAACUUGAAUUUCAUAUAUAUGAAGUCCUAACUCACUAAAGGGUAAUAUUGUUUUAUAACUUUUAAGUUUUUUAAUAAAUUUGUUCAGAAAUGUC
Messenger RNA from Megalobrama amblycephala (Wuchang bream), 2067 nucleotides. RefSeq names its product START domain containing 14 (gene stard14). The coding region runs from base 279 to 1094 and encodes 271 amino acids. The transcript has 7 exons. Gene Ontology annotation, molecular function: lipid binding. The record is from RefSeq and is a predicted model, not a curated record. Lineage: Eukaryota; Metazoa; Chordata; Actinopteri; Cypriniformes; Xenocyprididae.